Messenger RNA from Alternaria atra, 660 nucleotides. RefSeq lists its product as uncharacterized. Lineage: Eukaryota; Fungi; Ascomycota; Dothideomycetes; Pleosporales; Pleosporaceae. The record is from RefSeq and is a predicted model, not a curated record. Bases 1 to 660 code for a protein of 219 amino acids. The transcript has 3 exons.
AUGAUGCCGAUUGUCGCAAUUGCCGGCAGCGUCCUCGCUGCAACGGCUACUGCCGCACUCGAUCCACUUAUUACUCCACGCGCUGAACUCGCACCCCGGCAGACGCCAUCCGGGAACGAUCCAGCGCUGGUUGGUUGGGUUGACGCGACGAAUGAACAGUGGUCCGACCUCCGCUCUUGCGAUUACCCGGCCACCUACUCUACCUCUGGCUCCUUCGCCCAAUGCUGCGCAUCCGGCAGCUCAGACUGCAUCUUCUGGUCAUCAUGUAGCGCGGCAACGCUCUUCGCAGCACAAACUAGUUUGUUCUGCGAUCAAGGGUAUUGCAAUACGGCGGUUGUGGUGCCGACUGUCGGUGCGAGUGAGGGGGUGAGUUAUUUGGGUUGUUGGGCGACGAGUUUAGUCCAGGAGGCUUUUACGCUGGUUAGAGAUAUUGGGAACGCUGAUGUUGCAUCGCGUUCUUCGGACGUGUCUGGCGAUGGUAGUACUGCGAGUGGCUCUCCUGCUUCUACUGCAGCCUCUGAGUCUGCUUCUGAGACAUCAAGUAGUGCGACCGAAGCUUCUGGCAGUGCCACUCCGACGACGGGCGCUGCUGCUAUUGAGACAGUCGGUCCGUUGGCUGGUGUAGUCGGCUUGCUCACGAUGCUGUUUGGUAUAAUUUGA